Molecule: messenger RNA, 545 nt
Organism: Danio rerio (zebrafish)
Lineage: Eukaryota; Metazoa; Chordata; Actinopteri; Cypriniformes; Danionidae
Source: RefSeq, a predicted model, not a curated record
AAUACAAGCAACAUGAGCGGAAGAGGCAAAACCGGUGGCAAAGCCAGAGCUAAGGCUAAGACUCGCUCAUCCAGAGCUGGUCUGCAGUUUCCCGUUGGCCGUGUUCACAGACUGCUCCGCAAGGGUAACUAUGCCGAGCGCGUGGGUGCCGGUGCUCCGGUGUACUUGGCCGCUGUGCUCGAGUAUCUGACCGCUGAGAUCCUGGAGUUGGCCGGAAACGCCGCUCGGGACAACAAGAAGACCCGUAUCAUCCCCCGUCACCUGCAGCUGGCGGUGCGCAACGACGAGGAGUUGAACAAACUUCUGGGUGGAGUGACCAUCGCUCAGGGCGGUGUGCUGCCCAACAUCCAGGCCGUGCUGCUGCCCAAGAAGACCGAGAAGGCUGCCAAAGGCAAAUAAAGCGCUACAGUAUAAUGACAAGUCGGCUUAACCCAACGGCUCUUUUCAGAGCCACCAACUUUUUCUUUGAAAGAGUAAAUGCUGUAAUGACGCAUUAACAGUAUGUCGAGACAAAUAGGCCAAUUUCCCCAAAAAUAUCAAAAGCG